Messenger RNA from Tetrahymena thermophila SB210, 1818 nucleotides. RefSeq names its product homeobox protein, putative. NCBI's taxonomy places the organism in Eukaryota, Ciliophora, Oligohymenophorea, Hymenostomatida, Tetrahymenidae. The record is from RefSeq and is a predicted model, not a curated record. The transcript is spliced from 6 exons.
UUCAAAACUCUUAAAAAUACAAAUUUUGUUUAAAAAGCACAAUAUUCCAAUAAAAUCAAGAAAUAAAUAAAUUAAUUAACACUUAUUUAAUACAAAAAAAGAAAAUAAAUGAAUAACAAUAAAGGCAAAACCUACCAAGGGGAAAAAAAGUUCCACUCUAACAACUACAAAUAAGGAGAUGGUCAAAGAGUAAACACUUAGCAAACUUAGUAGAAAUCAGGUGCUAACCCAAAUUACAAGCCAUACAUUAGCUCCUACAAUGAUAAAAGGAAGGAGAGAAAUGACAAUUUUAAACCAAAGCCUAUGACUAAUAUUAGAAGUAAUAAUAGAUAAGAUGACGAAGAUGAUUGUAUUAUGUUGCCAACCAAAGAAACUCUCAACUAAAUUAACUCAAACAAUCAAAUUAAGACAGAAACAUAAGUAAAUUGCUGGGAAGAUUGGGACUCUCAUGCAGUACAACCUACAAAAGUUGUUGAACCUCCUAAACCAGAGGAAACAAUUGGCGGCAUAACUAAUUUUACUGUGAAUACUGGUAGAAUGAAAAACAUCGAAAAAGAAAAUGACGUUUAUGAGCCUUCUUCUGAUGAUGAGGCUCCUAACUUAAAUGAGAUAGCAAGAAUAGAAGAAGAAAAAAAAAAUAGAAAGGCAACUGAACCUAAAAGAGAAAAAGUUGAUGAUGAGAGUCCAAACUAAGAUAAAAGAUAAACCAAUGAGAGAGAUCGCUAGUAAUAUUCAUAAUAAGAGUAAAGACAUAAAAACUACAAUAACAACAAGUAUGGUGGCAACUAUUAAAACUAGGAUAAUUAUAGAUAAAAUAAUAACGGAAGGUAUUAGCAUGAUAGAGAUGAGAAUCACAGAUUUAAUAACAAAGAAGAUAAAUUUUAUAACAAGAAUGACAAAUUUAACAACAAACAAGAUAGAUUCAAUAGCAAUGGCAGCUAAAACAAAGAAGAAGGCAAUAAAUUUAACAAUAGGGAUGAAAACAACAAAUAAAAUUACAAUAGGAACAGACAAUAGGGUAAUUUCAAGAAUAAUUACAAUAAUAAUGAUAAUGAACGUCCUUUUAAGCAUGAAGGACACAGGUUUAACAAUAAAUACAAUGAUAGAAAAAAUGAAACAACCGAUUAAGAAAACUAAAAAAGCAGCCACGAUCAAAAUAUUGAAAAGAAUCAAAUGCAUAUUAGACAAAAUGACGAAUAAAAUCAAAGAACUGAUGUUUAAAAGAAUCAGUAAUAAGAUAAAGUAGAAAAUCAAUAAUAAGAAGAAAAGGCCCUCUACAAAGUUAAUAAAAAUAGAUAAAUUGAAGAAGAUAACGAAGAUAGAGAACAAAAUGAGUAGUAAACUUAAGAAAGACCUUACAGAAAUAAUAAUUAUAGAAAUAACAAUGGAUACAGAAACAAUGGCGAAAACUUUAACAAAAAUAGAUAAUAAGGAGGCAAUUAUAACUAUUAAAACAAAGAACGUUAGGGAAAUUUAAGUAAUUAACAUAACGAAGGUGAAGAGAAAGUCAAUUAAAACCCAGAAUAGCGCCAAAACUAUAGAGAGAGAAAUUAACAAUUUAAUGAAGAAAAAGGAUAACAUUAAAACAGUAACAGAAACUUCAAUAGGGAUGAAAACAACUCCGGAAGCUAUUAAAAUAAAAAGCCUUAUAACAAGAACUAUAAUCACAAUAAUAAUUACAAAGGAAAUUAAAGAUUCAAUAACGAAUCAAACACUAACGAUGAAAAUGGUAAUUCCUAAAAGCAAUAUUAAGACUAAAGAAACAAUAGACCAAAAAAAUAAGAUGUCGUUUAUGUCCCUAAGGCUUAAGAUGAGUGA